CUUCAGUGUGACAAUGUUUGGUUCUACGACGGGUGGUGCAGCUACUGGGUCUCUAUUCGGUAUCAAACCAACAGGCACUGGCACUCUAUUUGGAACUGGGACAGCUGCCUCCUCUUCCUCGUCGACAGGGGGGCUGUUCGGAGGGGGACUACAGAACACGGCUGCAACAGGACAGAAGAGUCUAUUUGGCACCUCCACUGCAGGUGCUGCCACUAGCAGUUUAUUUGGUACUCCAGCCUCUUCUGCGGGAGGAGGUCUGUUUGGAAGUGGUGCAACUGGAGGCGGUCUCUUCGGAAGCUCCACUUCGGGCACGGGAGGACUGUUCGGAGGAAGUGGUGGUGGUGGAUUGUUCGGCAACAAGAGUGCCACAACUGGGUUUGGUGGUCUGGGUCAGACUAGUACAUCCGGAGGUCUCUUCGGCUCAUCUUCCUCAACUACUCUGGGAGGCUUUCAACAGACCAAACCAGUCGGCGGAGAUCAGAAUAUGAACCAGCUAGUGUUGCACGCAGCAGUGUCCAACCCACAGCUGUUCGCUGAUGAGCGCAAUGCAGUGAUUGCGGGAUGGAACCAAUUGCAGGCCAGUUGGGGAUCCGGAAAGGCCUACUACGCACCGAACGCUCAGCCAGUGGAGAUGACGGCUGAAAACCCCUUUUGCAGAUUUAAAACUGUGUCCUACUGUAAUUUACCAUCCAGGAAAGACGAGGACGGCGAGAUCUGCAUGGUGUUGAACAAGGCUGCCUCGGAUCUGAUCAGUCACCAGCAGCAGCUAAUAGACACAAUGUUUUCCAAGGUGUUCCAGAACAACCAGUCUGUAUCCAUCACCAUCACCAGCACAAAACCCAUCACAGACACACAGAGCGAAGUAGUGUUCUACGUACAGGAACGACUCGCCACAGGCUACUCUCGACGCAUUCCAGCUAGCAAGUUACACCAGUUUCUGCUGCAACCCACACAGAGCAGAGAGAUGACGUCAUCGAUUGGUGUGCAGUCAUUCAGACCGAACAAGACCAUCAGUCAGCAAGACCUGGAUCUGUACCUGGCCAAUGCGCCUGCUGGUCUGGACAAGUUUCUCUGGCAACAAGCCAUUGCCAACAAUCCGGACCCUGAAAGACUUCUGCCAGUUCCAAUUUUAGGAUUCAAACAACUCCAUCAGAGGUUGAGCCAACAGGUGCAAAUGAACACUCAGCAGAAAGCACGUGUAGCCUCAAUGCACUCAGAACUGAAGGACUUGAAAAAACGACAAGCUCUGAGUCAGGCUAAACUGGAGGAACACAAACAGAAAUCGAUGCUAUUGGGACACAAACUGUUGGUGUGUAUUGGACUGAUUGAGAGAGCGAGGAAGUUAGGAUACCCUCUGCAAGACGAUGAGAGUCAUUUGUACAGACAGCUGGAGAUUAUUUAUGACCAGCUGGCCCAGCCGACUAAACUGAAAAGCCAGCUGUCAGAAUUGGUAUCACAGGCUAGAUUAGGUGGUGGUGCUAUUUUGCGAUCAUCAUCAAUGGCCAACGACCAGAGCUACCAGAUCUCAGCCGAGCAUAAAAAAGAACUGGCCCAAUUUUUGAAGCAACAGCAGGAGGGAAUUGCGAAUCUAGUCCAGAUGGUGAAAAAUACAACUGAAGAACUGAAAGUAAUUCAAAACAAUUUGAACCCUGUCUCUUAAAAAUGUUUGUUUCUAAUUUAUGCUUCAUUUUUGAUUGUGUAUGACUGAUUUUUGAUUUUGACUUUUUUGCGAUUUUGGCUAUGUAGAAAUUAAGCAUUUAAAAUUA
Messenger RNA from Symsagittifera roscoffensis, 1766 nucleotides. Its product is annotated as nucleoporin p54-like. Gene Ontology annotation, molecular function: structural constituent of nuclear pore. Gene Ontology annotation, biological process: nuclear pore organization; protein localization to nuclear inner membrane; NLS-bearing protein import into nucleus. The record is from RefSeq and is a predicted model, not a curated record. Gene Ontology annotation, cellular component: nuclear pore; nuclear pore central transport channel. Lineage: Eukaryota; Metazoa; Xenacoelomorpha; Acoela; Convolutidae. The transcript is spliced from 9 exons. The coding region runs from base 14 to 1660 and encodes 548 amino acids.